CUGCACAAAUCUGUGAUCAUGUCCUCAGUGCUGCAGAAGCUGAUCAGCCCUCUGGCCAGCAGUCCUGCUGAGCCUCCCAGGAACAAGGUGACGGUGGUGGGCGUGGGUCAGGUGGGCAUGGCCUGUGCCAUCAGCAUCCUGCUGCGGGACCUGACUGAUGAGCUGGCUCUGGUGGAUGUGAUGGAGGAUCGUCUCAAGGGAGAGAUGAUGGACCUGCAGCACGGCAGCCUCUUCCUCAAGACCUCCAAGAUAGUCGCUGACAAAGACUAUGCGGUGACAGCAAACUCUCGCCUGGUCGUGGUGACAGCUGGUGUUCGCCAGCAGGAGGGAGAGAGCCGCCUCAACCUGGUACAGAGGAACGUCAACGUCUUCAAGUGCAUCAUUCCCCAGAUCGUCAAAUAUAGUCCCAACUGCACACUCAUCGUGGUCUCCAACCCUGUGGAUGUGCUGACCUAUGUGACCUGGAAACUGAGCGGUCUGCCCAAGCACCGAGUCAUCGGCAGUGGUACCAACCUGGAUUCGGCCCGCUUCCGCUACCUGAUGGCUGAACGCCUUGGCAUCCACACCAGCUCCUUUAACGGCUGGGUGCUGGGAGAGCAUGGGGACACCAGUGUGCCAGUGUGGAGUGGUGCAAAUGUGGCAGGAGUCAACCUACAGAAGCUGAAUCCUGAGAUUGGUACUGAUGCUGAUAAGGAACAGUGGAAGGCCACACACAAGGCAGUAGUGGACAGUGCCUACGAGGUGAUCAAGCUGAAGGGCUAUACCAACUGGGCCAUCGGUCUGAGCGUGGCAGAUCUGACUGAAAGCAUCGUCAAGAACCUGAGCCGUGUCCAUCCUGUCUCCACCAUGGUCAAGGACAUGUAUGGUAUUGGCGAGGAGGUCUUCUUGUCUUUGCCCUGUGUGCUGAACAGCACUGGCGUGAGCAGCGUUGUCAACAUGACCCUGACGGACGACGAGGUGGCCCAACUGAGGAGGAGUGCGGACACCCUGUGGGGCAUUCAGAAGGACCUCAAGGACAUCUGAUCUCACAUGUAGUCCACAGUCACGAUGCAGAGGGGCCGUCAACACGCACACACCCCUUUUAUAAUGUCCCUCUCUCUUAGACUAUCACUCUUAUUUUGAAGGACAAUGCCAGUGUUUUUUAAGUUGUGCCAGUAACAUCAUCUGACUGAUUGUUUUAUCUAAUCAGAGCUCAAGUUAUGUCACCAUCUGACAUUUCAUAGGUUUCAUUUCUGCCAAUCGUCUGACUGGCCUAGAAAACACUGGUGUGCUCCUUUAUGAAUAAAUAAGCACAUUUGCUCCCCAACAGCUUGUAGGAUGAAGUUGCUGUGUUACUGUGUUUGUGUUAGGAGGUGUAAGCUGACCUGUGUUACUGUACUCUUUAUGGAUUCUUAUGUUUGGACCAGGAUCAAAACAAACCUCAAAAAGCCAAAAAUGUCACUAUUGUCCUCCGCAACUUACUGCACCUUGUUGUUCAUUUAGUCCCCUACAGGGAAACACUGAGAAAAAAAGACCCUAAACGUCUGGAGAAAGACCCUAAACAUAAUAAAGGACACUGGUUUCCUCCCACCUUGUGGUACUGUGCAGCAGACAGACACCUGCAUGCUGCUGAGUGACAACAGAGCACAAUGAAAGGGUGACGUUGUGAGUGUAACUGUGUCUUCCCCUCCUGUUUCCUCAGUGUUAACAAUAGGAGAUGGAGCAGCAGAGGAGAGUGGAAAUGUGUGACUGUCUGGUCUUGUGUUGUGUCUAAACCCUGCUGGAAAGAGUAAUGUGUAACUUAAUAAAUUUGAACCUCAUGAAAGGUUGUGUGUGAAU
This is a messenger RNA of Scatophagus argus, 1818 nucleotides long. It is a transcript of the gene ldhba, whose product is annotated as lactate dehydrogenase Ba. Gene Ontology annotation, biological process: carboxylic acid metabolic process. The transcript is spliced from 8 exons. Bases 19 to 1023 code for a protein of 334 amino acids. Gene Ontology annotation, cellular component: cytoplasm. Gene Ontology annotation, molecular function: L-lactate dehydrogenase (NAD+) activity. The record is from RefSeq and is a predicted model, not a curated record. NCBI's taxonomy places the organism in Eukaryota, Metazoa, Chordata, Actinopteri, Scatophagidae.